Molecule: messenger RNA, 510 nt
Organism: Acanthopagrus latus (yellowfin seabream)
Lineage: Eukaryota; Metazoa; Chordata; Actinopteri; Spariformes; Sparidae
Gene: timm8b
Product: translocase of inner mitochondrial membrane 8 homolog B (yeast)
Exons: 2
Coding region: 168-437 (89 amino acids)
Source: RefSeq, a predicted model, not a curated record
GGCGGAGGCAGGAGCCGCCGCUGCGUGCGGCGCGUCAUGUGAUGUGUACAUCAACGGUAUUUCACCCGCUGCAGCGCUCACUGGUGGUGAAACCGAAGGUCACAUCACCUCCUCUAGCGGCUUGUCAGCGGGAACACGGAGACGUCCUGUAACCGUUCAACGACACCAUGGACGGUUUUGAUAAUCUCAACGCGUCGGAGAAAGCCGAGGCGACGGAGCUUCAGCGUAUGAUCGCGAUAGAGCAGCAGAAAGCGCAGUUCCAGGCCCAGGUGCACACUUUCACUGACGUUUGCUGGGACAAGUGUGUGGACAGUCCGGGCUCCAAGCUGGACUACCGGACAGAGACGUGUCUGCAGAGCUGCGUUGAGCGUUUCAUCGACACCACCCUGACCAUCACCAACCGCUUCACACAGAUGGUGCAGAAGGGCGCUCAUUAAUAAUGGACUAAAGAUGCCAAAAGGACUAUGUAAUGACAUGAUUAAAAUGUAUUCUUAGCACAUUGUUAUAAGA